This is a messenger RNA of Odocoileus virginianus texanus, 1888 nucleotides long. It is a transcript of the gene SPNS2, whose product is annotated as SPNS lysolipid transporter 2, sphingosine-1-phosphate. Gene Ontology annotation, biological process: sphingosine-1-phosphate receptor signaling pathway; transmembrane transport; lipid transport. Gene Ontology annotation, molecular function: transmembrane transporter activity; sphingolipid intramembrane carrier activity. The record is from RefSeq and is a predicted model, not a curated record. NCBI's taxonomy places the organism in Eukaryota, Metazoa, Chordata, Mammalia, Artiodactyla, Cervidae. Gene Ontology annotation, cellular component: membrane.
CUGUGGAGUUCAGGCAGCCAGAGGGGCUUCACGGUCAGUCCCCGGGGCCAGGUGGACACUUGGGGGCCACGGACACAGGUCCUCCAUCCAUGCCCGCCCCCUGGAGCCUGCCCCGUUGGAGAGCUUAUGUGGCCGCUGCCGUGCUCUGCUACAUCAACCUCCUGAACUACAUGAACUGGUUCAUCAUUGCAGGAGUGCUGCUGGACGUACAGAAGUUUUUCCAUAUCAGUGACAGCAACGCUGGUUUGCUUCAGACAGUCUUCAUCAGCUUCCUGCUGCUGUCUGCACCCGUGUUUGGCUACCUGGGCGACCGACACAGCCGCAAGGCCACGCUGAGCUUCGGUAUCCUGCUCUGGUCUGGAGCCGGCCUCUCCAGCUCCUUCAUCUCCCCCCGGUACUCCUGGCUCUUCUUCUUGUCCCGGGGGCUGGUGGGGACUGGCACAGCCAGCUACUCCACCAUCGCUCCCACUGUCCUGGGAGACCUCUUCGUGAGGGACCAGCGGACCCGUGUGCUGGCCGUAUUCUACAUCUUUAUCCCUGUUGGAAGUGGUCUGGGCUACGUGCUGGGGUCGGCUGUGACAGAGCUGACUGGGAACUGGCGUUGGGCCCUCCGAAUCAUGCCCUGCCUGGAAGCUGUGGCCUUGAUCCUGCUUAUCAUGCUGGUUCCAGACCCACCCCGAGGAGCUGCUGAGAAGCAGGGGGUCGCAACCAUGGGGGACCCACGGAGCAGCUGGUGUGAGGACGUCAGAUACCUGUGGAGAAACUGGAGUUUUGUGUGGUCGACGCUUGGGGUGACAGCCAUGGCCUUUGUGACUGGAGCUCUGGGCUUCUGGGCCCCCAAGUUUCUGUUCGAGGCCCGUGUGGUGCACGGGCUGCUCCUUCCCUGCUUUCGGGAGCCGUGCAACAGCCAGGACAGCCUGAUUUUCGGGGCACUGACUGUUGUCACUGGCAUUAUUGGGGUUAUCCUGGGAGCAGAGACUUCAAGGAGGUACAAGAAAGUCAACCCUCAGGCUGAGCCCCUCAUCUGUGCUGCCAGCUUGCUUGCUGCAGCCCCCUGCCUCUACCUGGCUCUCAUCCUGGCCCCGACCACCCUCCUGGCCUCCUAUGUGUUCCUGGCCCUUGGGGAGCUUCUCCUGUCCUGCAACUGGGCUGUGGUUGCCGACAUUCUGCUGUCGGUGGUGGUGCCCAGGUGCCGGGGGACAGCUGAGGCGCUUCAGAUCACAGUGGGCCACAUCCUGGGAGAUGCCGGCAGCCCCUACCUCACGGGACUUAUCUCCAGUGCCCUGCGGGCGGGGCGCCCCGACACUUACCUGCAGCGCUUCCUCAGCCUUCAGCAGAGCUUCCUGUGCUGCGCCUUCGUCAUUGCCCUGGGCGGCGGCUGCUUCCUGCUGACUGCGCUGUACCUGGAGAGAGACCAGGCCCAGGUCCAGCAGUCUGGCACAGGUACCCGGCUCCUUUGCACCGAUGCCGGGCUCAGGGCUGACCCUACAGGAGCAAAGAGCACUGGCCACCCCCUGAAUUUAUUAAUUUAUCCAUUCAUUCAUUUGUUGAUUCAUCCACACGUAAUUAUUACGCCCCUGCUAUGUGCCAGGCAAGAUUGCAGAUCCUGGGGAGUAAACAUAAAGUCCAAGCCCACGUGAAGAGAAACAAACAAGAAACAAACAAAAGCAAUAAAUGACAGUAUGUUUGAGGUCAUAAGUGCUAUGAGAGGCAUAAGGCAGGAAAGUGGGGAGAGAGGAACAGGUGGGGGCAGGUUGCAGUUUUUGAAAGGGUGGUCAGAGAGGUCCUCACUGCACAGGUGACCUUGGAGCAAAGAUUUGGAGGAGGGACCGAGUUGUGCAGCUGUCUGGGGACCAGUGCUCCUGGUGGAGGGAAGAGCUUGUGCAAA